CUUACUAGAGAAUCAAAAAGCGAGAGAUUCAAACGAAGAAAAUAUUCAUGUCUUCGCUUAUGAUUUCUUGUAUUUGCCUAUGAAUUUCAAAAUGACGAGCAGCGCAGGCUAUGGAUUUGUGAAUUUCACCGAUCACAGAACUCUCUCAAAUUUUUUUGGGCAUUUUAGUGAGAGAGCAAAAGCGUAUCCAAAUUCUGCAAGGAGCGUUCAGAUGGUCAUUGCGAAGAUCCAGGGAAAAAAUGCUUUAGUGAACCGAUACAAGAAUACAAGAUUUGUGUGUGAAUCAGAAGAGUGUCUUCCAGUUCGGUUUAAUCCUCAAAGAAAUGGUUCUAGGGAAUCAGUGCAAGUGAUUACUGUGGGGAAAUUCGAAGUCAUUCCAGAUAUUCCGAUCAAUCGAUUUUAGGGUUUAGAUAAGCUAACUUUGCAGGGGAGAAGUAAUUGAAUAGC
Solanum tuberosum (potato) is the source of this 447-nucleotide messenger RNA. RefSeq names its product protein terminal ear1-like. NCBI's taxonomy places the organism in Eukaryota, Viridiplantae, Streptophyta, Magnoliopsida, Solanales, Solanaceae. The coding region runs from base 80 to 403 and encodes 107 amino acids. The transcript has 3 exons. The record is from RefSeq and is a predicted model, not a curated record.